Messenger RNA from Sus scrofa (pig), 2738 nucleotides. RefSeq names its product zinc finger protein 75A-like. Gene Ontology annotation, biological process: positive regulation of transcription by RNA polymerase II. NCBI's taxonomy places the organism in Eukaryota, Metazoa, Chordata, Mammalia, Artiodactyla, Suidae. The record is from RefSeq and is a predicted model, not a curated record. Gene Ontology annotation, cellular component: nucleus. Gene Ontology annotation, molecular function: RNA polymerase II cis-regulatory region sequence-specific DNA binding; DNA-binding transcription factor activity, RNA polymerase II-specific.
GAUCUUUAGAUCAGGGCUCUGUGGGAGAACAGGGGACCUGUGACAGCGAGCUCCAGUCAGCAUAGGAAAUAGGCCCCACAGCCAGCCAGUCUUACCAGCACCUCGGGAGCUUCUUUUGUGAUGAAGCAGCUGGACCUUCGAUGUUAGUGACCAGCUUCAGGAAUUAUGCCCUCUGUGGCUGAGACACCUGGAUAAAGAAGCACCAUCUACAGAGCAUCGAGGAGGCUGUGGUCCUGGUGGAACGCUUGCAGGGGGACUCUAGUCAAAGGCAGAAUGGGGUUGCAGUCCAUGAGCUGGCAGAGGCGGCCAUGCUCUUGGGAGAAACAGCAGAGGCCUCGGGCUUCAGGCCGAAGCCAGCAGAGUCCCAGCCAGUGGGAAUGUCCCCGGAGGAAGAAUUUGGGGGUGUACAGCAGGGCCUACAGGAACCGCUGAGCGGGAGCAGGCCCACAGAGACGGAGCCCGUGUGUGAGAGUGCUGUGCCUGCUCACCAGAAUCUAGCCUUUCCUGUAGUGUCAAACACCAAAGACUGGACAGUGACACCUGAGCUCAUCUUGCCUGAGGCCCAGAGCUUGUUGACAUUUGAAGAAGUAGCCAUAUAUUUUUCCCAGGAGGAAUGGGAGCUACUAGAUCCCACUCAGAAGGCCCUCUACAAUGAUGUAAUGCAUGAAAACUAUGAGACUGUCAUCUCUCUAGCAUUGUUUGUGUUCCCCAAACCUAAAGUGAUCUCCUGCUUAGAGCGUGAGGAAGUGCCGUGGAUUCAAGGGUCCCCACAGUUCAAGGACGAUAGCAGAGAUGUGCUUCCAGAGAUAAUGCUGAAAAAUGACCCUGAAGAUCAUCAAGCUAUGUAUCUUUCUGACUUAGAAAUACAAGCACCAGGAAAUGCAGUAUCAAAAAAAGCUAGAGCAGAUGUUCCCCAGAAAACAGCGGGCAGAGAAACUCAUGGUGAUGUACAUAGGUUGGGGAAAUGGCACCAAGAUUUUCCAGUGAAGGAAGGAAAGAAUCUCUCAAACUGGUGGGAAGAAGAGCUGCUGAAACUUAUGGAGCUUCACAAGAAGGAACGUGCAGGGGAGAAGCCUUUUAAAUGCCAGGAAUGUGGGAAAAGCUUCAGAGUUAGCUCUGACCUUAUUAAACACCAAAGAAUUCACACCGAAGAAAAACCGUAUAAAUGUCAGCAGUGUGAUAAGAGGUUUAGGUGGAGGUCAGAUCUUAAUAAGCACCUAACAACACACCAAGGAAUAAAACCAUAUAAGUGCUCAUGGUGUGGGAAAAGCUUCAGUCAAAAUUCACAUCUCCACACACACCAGAGAACUCACACUGGAGAGAAGCCCUUUACAUGUCACGAAUGUGGGAAGAAAUUUAGUCAGAAUUCGCACCUUAUUAAACACCGGAGGACCCACCUGUAGCCCUGCAGGAGGAGCUUCAUUGUGUUCUCAGGACUUCUUCGAUGGCAGAAACUUUGACAGCAGUGAAGGACGCAUGACCAGUGGCCUGAGACUGAAUAGAUAAUGAAACAGUUGACACUAAAGUUAUGAAAAACACAAAGUUACAAAGCAUGAAGAAUUUACACCAGUGGGAAAUUUGGUGAUAGAAGCAUGUUUCACAAAAAAGAAUCAGGGUUGACUGUGGCGGGGAAAGGUUAGUAGUUAUACUACUUCAUGUUUCUACUUAAAGCUUUCAGGGAAUUCCCUUUAGUUUAAAAAAAUAUAUAUUCUAAGAAUGUUCUGAGUAGGGAAAAAGCUGUUUGAAGAUCAUACCUGGCAAUGUAGCAAAAUCUGCUUUGGGUGGAUGCAGUCUUUUUUUUUUUUUUUUUUGGCUUUUUGGCUUUUUGGCUUUUCUAGGGCCAUACCCGUGGCAUAUGGAGGUUCCCAGGCCAGGGUCUAAUCGGAGCUGUAGCUGCCGUCCGAUGCCACAGCCCCAGCAAUGCCAGAUCCAUACCACAUCUGCGACCUACACCACAGCUCACGGCAAUGCCAGAUCCUCAACCCACUGAGCAAGGCCAGGGAUCAAACCUGCAACCUCAUGGUUCCUAGUCAGAUUCGCUAACCACUGAGCCACAACGGGAACUACUGUUUUUGUUUUUGUUUUUGUUUUUGGUUUUUUUUUUUUUUUUGGUGGAUGCAGUCAUAAAUCCUUAUGUCUUCCUUGGUCACAGAGGUAAACACUUGAUUUGCAUUGAUCUCCCCAGCCUCUCUUAACUGCAUGUGAUGGGAACAUUUGCAGCAUGGUCUUGCACAGCAAAAAAGCAGUAAUAAUGUAUCUUUAAUUAAUACCAGGUAGCCAGCUUACCACUUUUACUGGUCUCGUGGGGCAGAAAUGAAUUCUAUAAUAUAAAGUUUUUCAAAAGCAAAUUGCAAUUUCUAAUUCUGUUUUGUCCUUGGACAGUAGUCCCAAAUUUGACAUCAUUUGAGCUUUUUGAAUAUUUUAGUGACUGUACUUCUUGAAUCCUAUUAGCACAAGUUUAACUGUGAUGAAAUCCUGUUUACUUCACGGUGGAGACUGCCAGGUGCACUUACAAUGCACUAUCUUAUGCCUCAGUGGUGGUGUUUCAAAGAAGGAGUGGCCUCUAAUGUGCACAUGGGUUAGAAUUUUUAGACUUGGGGUGUAUAUUACAUGUGAAGAAGAAUUUUUGCAGUCAAACAAACUAGACUACUUACCUCAAAAUGCCAAUAUGACAAUUCAGCCAUAAAAGUGAGCACUUUUCUGAGACCUCAGUGGAAAUUAAUGGGAAUUCAAAAUCA